AUGGAUCUUGCCAAUGGAGCUCAGCAAAGCAACGUGGCUACUUACCGAGGAAAGAAGCAACAGAAAGACUCAAGACAGAUGGCGGCCGGAAAGCGCCUGGCCUCCCUUCACGCGAAUCCGCUAGGAUUUAAGGCUGCUUUUUGCCUCGGUGUAUUACUAUGGGCUUUCAUUACGCUCUUUCUAUUUCGACGGUAUCGGCUGACCUUCGACAUGGAUGAAGCAGAACAGCCGUUGACUCUUUUUUCUGAAAAUGCACUGUAUUAUUCCUUCUACCUGGACGUUGUGCGCGCGCCUUCCUGGUUCAAGGCGCUUGAGUCGCUGCUGCACGACAACCGGUCUGAACAUCCCGACGUCAUAAACGCACUCGAGCGCUUCAACAUCUACCCAGCAUUGACUCUGAGGGAACAUUGGGGACUGCCCUUUCUCUGGCUAAAUGUCAUCGCCAUUUACGUAAUGUUGCAGCGGCACAUGCGUUUCCGUGAUCAAUCGAAAAUUUCGGCCCUAUUCGGCAUGUGCCUUCUUGGCUAUCCCGUUUCAAUCGUGAUAAGACGCAUAGCUGCGUUUUACAUGGUCGCUCUUGCCUUUGUCUUCACUUUCAUGUUUGCUUCAAAAUACCUCGCCUUUUCGUUUUUCCCUCACGUCACACUUUCGGUAUUCGUGAGUCUUUGGCUGUGUCCGCGGCAUACGGCAAAUCCCAGGCCGUUCGUAGGGUGGUUGUUCGCUGUGGACUUUUGGAGAGGCGUUGUUGCGGUGGGACUAUGUUGUUUGAUCCGCUGCGCACUAGUGCCCUUCGAAAAGGACGACGCGCACGUUUUCAGCCUUUUGAUGUACCACCUGGGCUUUUCCAAAGACACGUUCGACAGCAGCAUUUACAUCCUGGGGCACACAGAGUUUCUGCCGCUCAAUGCGACGCUGCUGCAGUACAUGAGGUCCUCAGGCGUGCUGGUUGUGGCGGCCUUGAUGGCGGUGGCCGCAUUCCUCUUUCUUUCCAGGGAAAUAUUUCUGGUGCACGGUUUGUCGUGCAAAAAUUGGGAUUUGUUUAUGUUAUUUGACGAAGGACUGGUCCCUUCUCCAGACGCGAAGGAAAAUCGCAAAAAUGCCGUUAGCCCAGAGGAGGAGAGUAGACAAGACGCAAUUUCCAGGGAACGCGAGAAGCUGAUGGCGAUGAUUGGAGGAGAUGUUAGGAUGAGGAAGCCCGCCAGGCCAGUGGAGGCGGAGAAGCUGACUGAACCCGAAAGACCAACAACUCAUGGAUCAGCAGCUGAUGAGCAAUUGAUCGGCGCCCUCUCUCCCGGAUUAUGCUACCUGUUUCUUCAAGCUUUCUUCUUCACAGCCUUGAUGCUGCUUAUAGCAAGAUUGCGCAUCUUAGCACUGCCACUUCUUUGCGUCUUCGCCUCCCUCUGUGCUUCAAAGGCGUUUUGGGGGAGUUGUGGCAGACGACUGCUAUCAGCGCUGGGGGAAAAGAACGUGCCACCUGAAUCGGGGAUUUUGGCCGACAUGACAACAUCGGCGUCUAUUCGCGCUGCCAUCCCUUUUCUCCGCACUGUCAUUCACCCGCAGUAUGAAAACGUUGGAAUACGGCGUCGAGUGCAGUUUGCCUAUGGGUCGGCCGCAUGCCCACCGAUGGCUCUGUACAAUCAGCUACUGCGAGAUCUUUACAGAACGGACUAUAUUGUUCAAAGCAGCUUCAGAUGUGCAGCACCUCCCAACGCCCCAAUUUCUGUCUUCGAUGUGGCGAACAAAAUAGACGAGUUUGAUUUCAAGUGCCCAGCUGGUGUUUCAGUUGAGCAACGCUUUUGCUUUCGCACUUUAUUUGACAAUAAUCCUUUCUUUAAGCUCGUCUACGCAAAUGAGGUCUUCUCCGUUCUUAAAAGGCUUGAUGUGCUCUCUCUAGACCAUCAGGCUGCAGCUAUUGAAGGCAGAAUAAAAGAAUACAAAUCAUUUGACUGGAAAAAUAAGAUAAUGGACAAAUCAAGCUGGCAGCCCUUCAUAGAACGUUGCAAAUUCGACACCGAGACACUGGAGCAGUACGCUCUAUACCUCGAUUUCAACUUGCGCAAGCCUCAGGCUGCACUGAAGUACUACCAAAAGGCAGCGGCGGUGAGCCCGCCGAACUUUGGCCGGGCAGUUCAGUACGCGCUCUACGUGCAGGAAAACGUGAAAGACAGAGAGAAAUUCAUUGAUGCAGCUGACUAUGUCGCCAAGGCAGCGGAACUACUCAAUGAUCACAGACUUAAUCUUUUAGAGGAGGUGGAUAACAUCUGCAGAGGCGCUGUGCUGCUGCAGCUGCUGGCGGGAGAGAAGCGUAUGACAGAAGCAGCAGCAGCAGCAACAGCAGCAGCAGUAUCGCGAAAGCGAUCACAAGGAGAUGAUAUUGCAAGCGAAAAGAGAGAGGAACUUGCAGAGGCUGCUCACGAAUUGUGGCAGAAGGCACGGGAAAUAAACAUUCAAAAUAGUUGCGUAGUUCGGCAUUGGCAGCUUUUUGAAGGUGAAAAUCUUUCCACCCCAAGACGCCUCCUCCACUUUUUCGUGGGGAACUUUGCAGCCGUCUGA
Molecule: messenger RNA, 2553 nt
Organism: Eimeria tenella
Lineage: Eukaryota; Apicomplexa; Conoidasida; Eucoccidiorida; Eimeriidae
Exons: 21
Coding region: 1-2553 (850 amino acids)
Cellular component (GO): nuclear inner membrane
Molecular function (GO): mannosyltransferase activity
Source: RefSeq, a predicted model, not a curated record